CUGGUAGAGCCAUCUAUCGGUAGGUCCGGUAGUUGAGCAUCCCUCAUUUCGUUAGAUUUAGACGCCUGUGAUUUGUGCUAAGGAGUGUUUACCACAGUCUGUAUUUACACCAGUUUUUGUGAGGCAAGGAACCGCAUGAGGUGGACGCAUGUUUGAUGCAUACGAUUACAGCGUGUGUGAAAUAAACUGGAGAAGGCGUGAAGCUUAAACGUGAAGACUGGUACACGGGAGUCUGCACAAUGUCGGAGCUCUAUGUGUUGUUUGAACAUGCAGCUGGAUAUGCCAUAUUCAGAGUCAAGGAGUUUGAAGAAGUAGGGAUGCUCUUGCCACAAGUUGAAGCUUCUGUAACAGAUUUAAGCCGUUUCAAUCAAGUUGUCAAACUUAUCAGUUUUGCACCUUUCAAAACUGCAUCAUCAGCCUUGGAAAAUAUAAAUGGCAUCUCAGAAGGAUUGCUACCAGAAGAUUUGCGCCUUGUUUUGGAGACUCAUUUACCCAGAAAAAAGAAAUCUGUUGUAACUCUGGGUGUUUCUGAACCUAAACUUGGGGCAGCAAUCACAGAAGCAUUGGGCAUAACAUGCCAGCAUACAGCCCCAAUUCCAGAAAUAGUAAGAGGAAUCCGCUACCAUUUUCAUGGGUUGGUAAAAGGAUUUACAGCAAAAACUGCAGGUGUUGCUCAGCUUGGUUUGGGGCAUAGUUAUUCGCGUGCCAAAGUAAAAUUUAAUGUGCACAGAUCUGACAAUAUGAUUAUUCAAAGUAUUGCUCUGUUAGAUCAGUUGGACAAAGAUGUAAACACAUUUUCAAUGAGAAUCAGAGAAUGGUAUUCAUACCAUUUCCCAGAGCUGGUGAAGAUAGUACCUGAAAAUUAUAUGUAUGCAAGAGUGGCAAGACUUAUUGGAAACAGGAAGGAGUUUACUGAAGAUAAACUUGAAGCAUUGGAGGAACUUGUUAUGGACAGUGCAAAAGCCCAAGCUAUCCUCAGUGCUUCGCGUUCUUCGAUGGGUAUGGAUAUAUCUCCUGUUGAUCUAAUGAACAUUGAGCUGUUUGCUGCAAGAGUUGUCGCUUUGUCUGAUUAUCGCAAGCAGCUUGCUAAUUAUCUCCAUACUAAAAUGGAAAGUGUAGCUCCAAAUCUAGCUACUCUUGUUGGUGACCAAGUUGGUGCACGCCUCAUAUCACAUGCAGGCUCCCUCACAAAUCUUGCCAAGUUUCCAGCCUCUACAGUACAAAUACUUGGUGCAGAAAAAGCGUUAUUCAGGGCACUCAAAACUCGAGGUAAUACUCCGAAGUACGGCCUACUAUUUCAUUCAACAUUUAUUGGUCGUGCUGGGCUGAAAAACAAAGGCCGAAUUUCACGAUACCUGGCCAAUAAAUGUGCGAUUGCAUCUCGAAUAGAUUGUUUCUCAGAAAAACCAACAAACAUAUUUGGUGAAAAAUUAAAGCAGCAAGUGGAGGAAAGACUUACAUUUUAUGAAUCUGGUGAGCUGCCACGAAAAAAUAUAGAAGUAAUGCAAGAAGCUAUGCAGGAAGUUGCACAGUUACAGGCGGCGACAGCAGCUGCCAAAAAGAAAAAGAAGAAGGAUAAGAAAAGAAAAUCAGAGUGCCUGGAUGAAAGUGUUACAAAUGAUGCUAGUGUUGAAAAUGGAGACAUUACUCUUGAACCUCCAAAGAAGAAGAAAAAGAAGAAGGUGAAACUCCAGCAAGAAGUUGAAUAAUAAACCUAGCUGCUUUGCCUGGUUACUGAAAACUAUAAUGUUGUGACCACUUAGGGACUGAAAAAAAAAGUACUGCUAAGUACUUAUGGAAAUAAGAUUGAAGCUAUCAAUAAGAUUUUACAACAUAAUUACUUGUACAGCUCUAAGUAUCUGGAAGUCGCAGUGAAAUUGAAAACACACACACACACACACACACACACACACACACACACAC
This is a messenger RNA of Schistocerca nitens (vagrant locust), 1923 nucleotides long. It is a transcript of the gene Nop56, whose product is annotated as nucleolar protein 56. Gene Ontology annotation, cellular component: small-subunit processome; box C/D methylation guide snoRNP complex. The transcript is spliced from 11 exons. Lineage: Eukaryota; Metazoa; Arthropoda; Insecta; Orthoptera; Acrididae. Gene Ontology annotation, molecular function: snoRNA binding. The record is from RefSeq and is a predicted model, not a curated record. Bases 240 to 1709 code for a protein of 489 amino acids.